AUGAGUUCAAACCCUGAUAUGGCAUAUGUACCAAAUGUUCAAGAACUGGUAAAGAGUGACCCUUCGCAGGUCCCUGAAAAAUUCCUCAUAAUUAGGAAUGAAGAAGACGAGCCAAGAAAUGAUCUUUCUUCCAGGAUCCCUAUCAUUGAUCUUUCUUUGCUCUCUAGAGGCCACAAGGAAGAGCUUGACAAACUGGACCAGGCUUGCAAAGAAUGGGGAUUCUUUCAGGUGGUGAAUCAUGGAGUGGCAACAGAAGUGUUGCAGGAGAUGAAGGAUGGGACGGCCAAGUUCUUUGAACUUCCAUUAGAAGAGAAGAAUAAGAUUCGUAUGGCAUCGGGUGAGUUUCAAGGCUACGGGCAACUCUUUGGUGCAUCCCAAGUGCAGAAAAUGGACUGGUCUGACGCACUGCUUCUCAGUCUUUACCCAGAACAAAACAGGAAUCUUAAGUUUUGGCCAACAGAACCAGAGGGAUACAAGGAGGUUAUUGAGGCAUAUUCAAGUGAAGUCAAAAGAGUUGGAGAGGAGCUUCUAAGAUAUGGAGCAGUGGGAAGUACAAGAGUAUUGAACACAGAGCUGUCGCAAACAAAAGCAAAAGGAGGAUAUCUUAUGCUUCAUUUCUUUGUCCGCAAUGUUGAUGCUGAAGUCGAACCAUUUGAUAAUAUGGUGGAGACAUCAAGAAUGUAUAAGAAAGUUAGAUAUGGAGAGUAUCUUUUUUCUUCCUUGAAGGGUAAACUUAAGGGGAAGGCGCAUAUUGAAACGGCUAAGGCUGGAAAUUGA
Prunus armeniaca (apricot) is the source of this 777-nucleotide messenger RNA. Lineage: Eukaryota; Viridiplantae; Streptophyta; Magnoliopsida; Rosales; Rosaceae. The record is from the annotation of a GenBank genome assembly.